Hemiscyllium ocellatum (epaulette shark) is the source of this 2476-nucleotide messenger RNA. It is a transcript of the gene rpap3, whose product is annotated as RNA polymerase II associated protein 3. The transcript is spliced from 16 exons. Bases 60 to 2039 code for a protein of 659 amino acids. NCBI's taxonomy places the organism in Eukaryota, Metazoa, Chordata, Chondrichthyes, Orectolobiformes, Hemiscylliidae. Gene Ontology annotation, molecular function: protein binding. The record is from RefSeq and is a predicted model, not a curated record.
UAUCCGGUAGCGCUGGCAGCUGGGCCGGGAGCCGGGAGAAGGUUCCAGGCGCCGCCGCCAUGUCGGCUGCCAACAAGUCGGUGGAACUGCAGCUGCAGGUGCGGCACCAGACGGAGGAGCUGCAGGAUUUCAUGAGGGAGCUGGACGGCUGGGAGAAGGACAUCAAGAAGAAGGAUGACGAGCUCCGGAGGCAGAGCGGCCAGGCCCCGGCCCUGGACCCGACUUUGCCACCUGUAAGAAAUAGGAAUUACAAGAAAAGAACAAAUAAAAAGACUGUUUCUCAGAACAAUAAAAAGAACAAAGAAAAUAAACCAACACGGAUAAAAUCUUAUGACUAUAAGUCUUGGGAAAAGUUUGAUGUGGAAAAAGUAUUGGAAGAACUGGACAAAAAUGACAGUUCUCCAGAGCCUGACACAGAAGAUGAGGAAAUAGACAUAGAGAAAGCUCUUUCAGAAAAAGAAAAGGGUAAUAAUUACUUCAAACAAGGGCAAUAUGAUGAAGCAAUAGAAUGUUAUACCAGAGCCAUGACUAUGGAUCCAUAUAACCCAGCCUUUCCUACAAAUCGUGCAUCAACUUUCUUAAAAUUAAAAAAGUAUGCUGUUGCAGAAUCAGAUUGCAAUUUGGCUAUUGCGCUGGAUAAAUCCUUCUUGAAAGCAUACCUUCGACGAGGUGCUGCUCGUAUGAAACUGAAAAACUUUCAGGGUGCAAAAGACGACUUUGAAAUGGUGCUAAACCUGGAUGCACAAAACUUUGAAGCACAGAAUGAACUCAGAAAAGUAAAUGAGGCUCUUGCACCAGAUCAGAAAGAUCAGAAUCAGUCAAGCAAAGAGGAACAAAUGGAUACCAGUGAUGAAAAGAAACUGACUGAGGCCCAAGCAAAACAGGAGGCAAUUUUUGAGAAAGACUUGGGCAAUGAGUUCUUUAAAGAAGGAAAGUAUUUGGAAGCAAUUGAAUGCUAUACUAGAGGGAUGGCAGCAGAUGGCACCAAUGCACUUUUACCUGCCAACAGGGCCAUGGCUUACCUUAAGCUUGAGAAAUUUGCAGAGGCAGAAGCUGACUGCAGCCGGGCUAUCUCACUGGAUAAUACUUACUCCAAGGCAUUUGCAAGAAGGGGAACUGCUAAAAUGUGCCUAGGGAAGAUGAAGGAAGCAAAAGAAGAUUUUGAAAUGGUCCUAUUGCUGGAACCAGGAAACAAACAAGCUUUAACUGAACUUGCAAAAAUAAACAAAGAAUUGGCUUUGCAAGGAGUUUCAACACAACAGACAUCUUCAAAAAGCAACAAAGGUCAACGAAUAAUCAAACCAAUCGAUAAGCCACCUCAUUUGAGAUCUACUAAACCUCUUAUAAGAGUUGCUAUUGAAGAAGUUGAAGAUACAAUGAUUAGUACUAAGAAGGAAGCAGCAGCAGUCAGUUUCCCUUUUGAUCUUGCAGCGAAAACACCAACUAUGGUACCAGCAGUCGAAGAAACUAAUAGAAUUCAGGAGGAAAACACACCUGGUGACUGCUCUGUGCCAACUGUUGAAGCACCCAAUGCCAAAAUACUUAAAGUUGAAGAGAGGGAACAUCAUGUCAUGUCAGACAAGCAAUCCGUUACAGCUGCUACUGUAGAGAAAUCAGCAGAAAGGAAGAAAGCUGCGGCAUCUCUUUUUUCCAAUUCUGUGAUUGUCCCUCAAGCUCCUGCCAAUUCCUUUCAACUUGAAGCAGACCUCCGCAAACUGAAAAACUAUCCAGAGAUGUUAUAUAAAUACAUAAAGCAAAUUGAGCCCUCUCUCUAUCCACAACUGUUUCAAAAGUCUUUGGAACCUGACAUUCUAAAUCACAUUUUAAGAAUCGUUCAUGAUUCAUACAUCAGGUUCGAGGAGCCGUCCCUCAUUCUAAAUGUCCUAAGGAACUUAGCAAAUGUGAAAAGGUUUGAUAUGGCGGUAAUGUUUAUGUCGGAAUCAGAAAGAAAAGUUGUAAAGGACUUAUUUGAUCAUCUAUUGAAAUCUGAUGUUGAAGAAGAUUCACUUCAAGCAUUGAAGAGCAGAUACAGUGUUUGAAACAUGCUUUGGCCUGGACAUAAGUAUAGUAAAGGGGAAAAAUUGUAUUCCAGUUUAUAUAAUUAGCCUAAACCUCUCUUGUAUAGUAUUUUCCUCAAAUAUAAUUAUUUUAAUGUAAAGUUGUACCAUGUAUUUACAAUAUCUCUCUUGAGCAGUUUCCCUUCUUGGCUAUUUUGCAUAUGUCAUCAGUGCUUUAUAGUUUUUUAUUGCUGUUAAUAAUACAGUUUGGGAGAGUUGUUUUUGACGUUACAUUACAACGUUUGUCUUCGAUCUCAAAUGCAGCUAAGAUUGUGGAACUUGUCUUGGAGAGAGAGCCUUGAUGGCAUUUAUUUGAGGGUCAGAUAUUAGCUUGAGUUACUGAGUCACACUUUUUUUGGUGUAAGGAAUUUUAUUUUAAUUAAGUUUUCCUUGGCAAAUAAAGUACAAUUUUGAUUUUU